Molecule: messenger RNA, 6311 nt
Organism: Siniperca chuatsi (mandarin fish)
Lineage: Eukaryota; Metazoa; Chordata; Actinopteri; Centrarchiformes; Sinipercidae
Gene: mpv17l2
Product: MPV17 mitochondrial inner membrane protein like 2
Exons: 9
Coding region: 666-1322 (218 amino acids)
Biological process (GO): mitochondrial ribosome assembly
Cellular component (GO): membrane; cytoplasm
Source: RefSeq, a predicted model, not a curated record
CAUGUGACGUUAAACAGGAAGCAGAGAGAUCAUUGUAAAAUUGAAUGUAUACUUUUGUACGCAAAAGGUCAAUGUCAGCGCUUGUGUUGUGCCAGUUUGAAAACUGAACACUAAACUGUUGACUUCGGCUACAUAGUCAGGGCAGCCGAGCUGUCAAUCCUGGUUUAUAUUAGCCCUGUUAGCGGCUAACUGUUAGCUACAGCAGCACCGAGUCAAGGAGCUGGGCUGCGGUCGAAAAGUUCUCUGUCUUUACCUAAACACGUUUCCUUUACCUCAGUGGAAAACGUAAUAAGGUCAAGGAAAGAUGUGAAGGAGAAUUCAUAAGGAUUUAGGAAAAGACAAACGCGGUGCUCAGAAAAUCCGAGUGCACUUAAACCAGGCGACGUAAUAAUGCGACGGCGGAUGUUAUUGACGUAGGUCUGCCAUGGUGAAACUACAGUGUUCUGAAGAAGGACUACAAAAAGCGCGUCUUAUUUCGCCCUGUGCGUUAUACCCUGUUGUUUCAUGCAGGCAAUAUAAACGUGGACAACCCGGGGAAACAUUACUUCAUUAACAAGGUUGUAAUGGAAAUAAAAAAGGGACACAGGGACGCUGGAAGCCAGUCACAGUUGGGGGUAAUGAGAGAGAGACACAGAUGACAGCACUCUCUCUACUGUCCAAACGUCAUGCUUCCCCGGGCGGGUAAAGAGUUCCUGGUCCGGAUACGGUUUUCCUGGCGGCCGCUUUUCCAGGGCCGGUACCUGCUGCUCACCAACACCCUGAGUGGAGGAGUCAUGCUGGGGCUGGGAGACUCCCUGCAGCAGAGCUGGGAGAGCCGCAAGGAGCCAGGCAGAGUCCGAGACUGGAGGAGGACAGGUCGCAUGUUUGUGGCGGGCUGCUCCAUGGGUCCACUGCUGCACUACUGGUACCGCUGGCUGGACAAAGUGUACGUGGGCAGAGCUCUGAACACGGUGGGCAAGAAGGUGCUGGUGGACCAGCUUAUCGCCUCUCCAACACUCGGGUUGUGGUAUUUCUUAGGUAUGGGUCUCUUGGAGGGACACACUUUAUCCGAAGGAUGGGAGGAGUUUAAAGACAAGUUCUGGGAAUUUUAUAAGGCGGACUGGUGUGUUUGGCCUGCCGCUCAGAUGAUCAACUUCUACUUUCUUUCACCCAAAUUCCGUGUCGUGUACAUCAACUUUAUCACCUUAGGGUGGGACACGUACCUGUCCUACCUCAAACACAGAGAUGACAGCCACCCCACUGAGCUGGUGUCAGACAGCAGUGCUGUGGAUGUGCAGCAGGAAGCGCUCCCACCAUCCAAACCUCUGGAGGAGAAAACUUAGAGGCGGAGUUCAUGCUCAACUGUGAAGUCGUUCAUCGGAGACAAAAGAACAUUUUGCAGUUUUUACUUAUGUUCCGCCUUUGCAUAAUGAUGUGCGACUGUUAUAACAGUUUCUUCCGAUGGUCUUUUUCCUCCAGCAGACCGCUCCUCUCUCAAGUUUAAACCGACCACAUUUCUCUGACUGUCUGAACUCAGAGGAGUUCUGUAUGUUUAAGUAGAAGUGCUGGGACACUUUACCCUUCAUGUCUGUAGAGUUUUAAUGCGUCUCUGUCCAGUUUGUUUAUUUAUUUAUGUCUGAAUGAUGUGCACUCCUGUAGGAGCAUUCAGGGAUGAAAAGCUGUUUCACUGCCUGUCAUGCUAAUACCUCUGAUGGUAGUGGUUUUCUUUUUAUUACAACCUAGGCAUGACUGUAACUGCUGCUAUUGACACGAAGUUCAGCAAGGCUCUUAACGGACCAUUCAUUUCCAAAAUUUCUAAACAAGUAGCUCCUUUGUUGUGUUGCACCCAAACAUUUAAACUGUCCAAAGUCCAACAUAGUGGCAUUCCUUUUUAUUUCUGUGCCGUUUUAUGUUUCUGGUUUGGCAUGGAAGAAUCAUUAUUGAUGUGAAACAGCUUCUCUAAACAGCUGCUGUGUUUAUAUCCAUAUCAUAUUAACCUGCAUAAACUGCCUUAACAUGUGAACCAGUGCUAUGCUCUGUUUUCAUGCCAAAUAAUCUCUUGUCUUUAGUUUAUCCCUUUGAGGUAUAUAAAAAUAAUUGCAUGACUGUGAUUAUUAUUAAAUAUUUGAUCUUUUAUAUUUUUAUCAUAUCAAACUGAACUAUCAACUGUUCGCAUAAACUUGAUUCCUGAUAGACUGUGCAGUAGUUUGACACUAGUGACUGUAAAUUUGACUUGAUAUACUGUACUGUAUAUCUCCAGCAUCUAAUUUAUGAAUGACAUACUUUUAGUUUUGGCAGGUCAGGUGAUUAAUCGUUUUAUGUGAUGACAGCAAAAACUGCAUAAAUGGUGCCAACAUGAAAGCAGAAAUCUGUGAAGCAAUAUAUAUUUUACAUAUAUUUUAUUUUGUGGACAUCUUUGGGGCUGCUACUGUUCAUGUAACAGAUUUACCAUAAAUUUGAUCAAAAAUGUAUCAUUAGCAUGCUAAUGUGUGUGAAGAACUUUAAAACAAGCAGACGUCAUAGAGGACUUUAAAUAAUUCUGAAUGUUGAUGAAUUGUAUUUUUUCUUGUUGAUUUUUUAUUGUUUUUAUUGUUGAGUUUUAGUUUCAGUGUAAUUUUAAAAAGGCAUGGCAAUAAUAAAAUGAUAUGACAUGAAAUUUGCCAAAUAAUUAAUUUAAUAAUUAAAGUUAACAGACAUUUUCAAUGUAUGUGAUGACUUUCUUGUAGCUCCUUGUAUACAUUUUGUUUGAUGAAAGGCGCACAGUAGUCUUUUUUUUCCUCAUAAUAAUAAUAAAGUUUUGACAAGCAAAUAAGAGCUGACAUCAGAAUGCACAUAACCUUAGGUUGGUCAUUGGUGAGGAACAGGGUGGUUAUUUUUCUAUUUUAUAAAAAAUACUUCAUCUAAAAUCCUGAAUGUCCUGUACCAUCAAUUUUCAUAUAGUAGUAAUGGCCAUAACUUUAAUACUAGGCGUGCAUCAAGAGGUUGUUUUUCACUUCCUUUCUCAAAAACUAAUGCAAGGCAACGCACUGUUAUGUACAGACGAAAUAAAAGAGUUUAAAAAAAUAUCACGAGCACGGAACACCAGCCCCUUUCCAAAUAGGACAUGUUUCGCUACAUAAUAUCUGACUAUAUGAUCAAUUAAUGAGGAACUUUCUUGGUUAUGUUUAAUUUCUGUUUCAUUUUAUUUUAUCAGUCACCGUAUUUGCUGUUUUUAGUGGUACUACUGUUAUUUUUGAGCUGCAUGAAAUGUUUUACUUACUAUUUAGAUAUAAAGUGGGUACUUGUCAUUGUUGUUAUUAGCCUUGGAUCUUUAAUUACAUAAUUUUUUUACAUUAUGAUGUAAUGUUUACUUGUGUGGACCCCUGGAAGAGUAGUUGCUACCUUGGUAGUAGCUAAUGGGGAUCCAAAUAAAUAAAUAAAUCUUUAUAGCAAUAAAGAAUUUAUCAGGAAAGACAGAAACCUCUCUGAUAUGCUAAUUUGUUCAAUUAUAAUCCUAACUUUUUACUGUUUAAAUGGGAAAGAGAUUCAGUUCUUUGCACUUUAUUGCUCUCUGUGACAUUUCCUCAGAUGUAAAAUUCUAGCGAUAAUAUAAUUUAUUGCUCUUUACAUCAAACAGGAAAAAUUUUGUGACCAAGGACAUUCAUUGUAGCUAAGACUUUGUGUUAUCUCUCAAUCCAAUGUUGCAAGAAAAACUUAUUUUGUAUUGUUUGAAAUAAUCAUUCCAUAUUGUCAUACAGUACAAACCGUAACAAUACACAAAGUAUAAGCUAAUUCGUUUAUUUGUGUUGCACCUUUCAAUAACAUUGUCGUACUACAGUGAAACAUAGUCUUGUCAUUCCAAUAUGCAACCUGCUAAAAAUAUAUAUCCAUCCAUCCAUCCAUUUUCUACCGCUUGGUCCCGUUAGGGGUCGCGGGUGACUGGAGCCUAUCCCAGUGACUUUGGGCCUAAAAAAUAUAUAUAUAAAAGAUAAAACAAAUAACAAAAAGGUUUGUGCAAAAUUCUGUAAGGUAAUUGUAAAAGGUGUACGCCAUUUUAUUCAAUGUAAAUAUACAGUACAUGCAGACAAAGAGGUGGUGCAAUGGUAUAUCUUCAAGAAGCAAAAAUAAGUUAAAUUUAAAUGCUGUAUAAUUCAAAGUGAUAUUCAUAAGACAUGAAAUGCAUUAAAAACAAUAUGUAAAGGACACAAAAGAGACAAAAAUAAGUUUAAAAGUAAAACGAAUUGUAUAUAAAACUGAUUGAACAGGAGAAUAAAAGUUACUGACAUAAAUGUCACUUUAAUGUGUUGACGUCAGUUUAGAAACAAACCUGUGAGCUGCAGCUGUCUGCCUGAUAACAGCAAGUACGGAGCCAUGUUCAAACAUUGACUAACCAGCAUGAUUUGACAUGCACCAACCAACCAUUUAGAGCACAUUCAACACAUCCUGCUGUCAAGGAUGUAGUCUGUGUGUGUGUGGGAGUUUGAAUGUUGUCGAUAUGAUCGCCAGCCUUUUCCUCUCUCACCAUGCCUGCAGCGAUGCACCUCAUUGUGCUGGUGUCCCUGUUUGCAGUGACAGUUUGUAAAACUGCACAGCUAUUGACGACAACCACAAGUAAUGCACACAACAUCAGUGUGUUUGUGACAAAGAAAAAUGUCCCUUCACCCACUGUGAAAACCACCAACAACACACAGCAGAGUACCGCAGCAGUCACUUCAGAAAAAGUGUCAUUGUCACCGCCGUCCUCAACUUCCUCAACUUUCUCACAAACACCCAACAGAACAGAAGAAGCACAUCCCAGCCCUCCUCCUCAGACUGCUACGAUCAACCACACGUCCAACAAGACAGUUUCCCAAGGAACGACACUCCCACCAGCAUCAGAAUCGCCAAACGUCACUGCAACCGCCACCGUAAACACAACUAGCCCAGGUCUUUCACACAAUUGGGAAAAAAGUGACUUGGCAGCAAAUCCCGGCCUCGUGGCCAUCCUUUGCAUCUUCUGUAUCGUCCUCGUCCUCGUGCUGGUGGUUGCCACAGUGAAAUGUAUCCAAUCACGGAGGUACAACUUCGAGAGACUUGAUGAUGUGCCGAUGGGCAAAGUGAACGAGGAGUCUCCAUUUGCCCAGUACUCAAAAUGACAGAGAAGACUUCAUUGGACACUGAAGUCCAGGAGGAGUCUGGUCUGCUGUAUGACUCUGAUGUUUCUGGACAGAAAAAAAGCACAGAAAUGUUGUCCACACAAAAGAAAAGACAAGUUUUAUGUUUUUCUCUCAGGCUCUUAUUUCUUUACAUGGCACUUCUUUCAAUGACAGUGGAGUAUUUGUGCCUCAGCUUUGACCAUUAACCUGCUUAUUUGGCUGCUUUUAACUCUGCUCAUUUAUAUAUAAAGCUUAAUCAACUGUUGCACUAACUCUUCCUCCAUAGUUUCUUUUGAAAAGGGAAUCAGCCAAAUGUAAUGUUUCCCAAACUGGAGAUGUAUGUCCUCGUAAUCACUUACAAUUGCACUCUUACAUGUAACAAGUUAUAAGAAUACAGUACAUUUUAAGUUUCCAUAAUGAUUUGGGGAUUUGUGUCUUCAUGAUCAGUUAUCUGCACAUACAAAUGCCUUUUUGGGCAAUAGGAAUGUACAAGUGUAUGUGAAAUAUAAUUUGUAUCAUGUUAUUUAUUACCAUAAAUGAUGUAUAGCUGAAUAGUGUCCUCCCUGGCCUCCAGUGCAGAUUGUAGUUGAAGUCCUACAAACAGUUUUCAGAUGCAGAAAUAAACUCAUUGGUUGAGUUAAAUUUCAGCAUGAGCAGUGAAAAAACACAGUUUGAUAGAAUUAUUAUGGCCAACUAACCAAAAAAAAGAGAUAAAAACAAAAAAAUAGGAAUGUAACAUAUGAAGACUUAGUCAUAGCUAGAAAUAAUGCCAACAAGUGUAGGUACAAUUAUAGUUUGGCAUGCCUCUGACUGCAAUCCUGGCUGAUUAGAUUAUUUCUGCCUUUAAUAAACAAUAGACCAGAAACUAGCUUGCAGAAACAUUACAAACCUUUGUAAUCCCCAAAUUUUAUCUGUGUGGCAAAGCUGCUCUCGUUCAUUCAUUUUAAUUCUCUUAACAUCCAACAUACAGCUCUCUCCAGUGCAAUUAAGAAUUAAAAAUUCUAUUAUUUACUAUUUUCAUACUAUUUCGACAAAGUAAUUUUGCUGCAGUGCAACGUGUUUAUGCUCAGGGAUUGCAGUAAAUCCAUGUUUUUUAAAAUCUGGGUGAUCAUCAUAUAACCCGGUCUCUUCUUUGUGCAUUAUACACAUACUGUCAGACAAAUGUAAAUUACAAAAUUGUAAUGUUUUCAAUUAAAUAAAAUUAAUAUUCCCAAAACA